Molecule: messenger RNA, 1251 nt
Organism: Nakaseomyces glabratus
Lineage: Eukaryota; Fungi; Ascomycota; Saccharomycetes; Saccharomycetales; Saccharomycetaceae
Gene: PUB1
Product: Pub1p
Molecular function (GO): mRNA binding
Source: RefSeq, a predicted model, not a curated record
AUGUCUGAAGAGAUUAAGAACGAGGUCAUUGAGACCCCUGAAGAAGUAAUUGAGAAGCCAGAAGAAGUAUCCCAAGAAGUUGAAGGCGAUAACGCUUCUCAGGAGAACGAUGAUGAUAAGCCAUCGGUUGUUCCAGCAUCUGCUACUAAAGGUGGUAGAGAAACUUCUGACAGAGUCCUAUAUGUUGGUAACUUGGACAAGUCUAUCACUGAGGACCUUUUGAAGCAAUAUUUCCAAGCUGGUGGACCAAUUCAAAAUGUCAAAAUCAUCGAAGACAUGAAGAACGAAUAUGUCAAUUAUGCCUUUGUUGAAUACAUCAGAUCCCAUGAUGCAAAUGUUGCCUUGCAAACUUUGAACGGUGUUCAAUUAGAAAACAAGACUUUGAAGAUUAACUGGGCUUUUGAGACACAACAAGCCGCCGAAAAUGACGACACUUUUAACUUAUUUGUCGGUGACUUGAACGUUGAUGUCGACGAUGAAACUUUGGCAGGUACUUUCAGAGAGUUCCCAACUUUCAUCCAAGCUCAUGUUAUGUGGGAUAUGCAAACUGGUAGAUCCAGGGGCUAUGGUUUCGUCUCUUUCUCUAAUCAAGAAGAGGCACAAAAGGCCAUGGAUGCUAUGCAAGGUAAGGAUUUGAGCGGUAGACAAAUCAGAAUUAAUUGGGCUACCAAGAGAGAAAGAAACAUGGGUAAUAACUUUGGGAACAACCGCGGUAGUCGUGGUGGUAACUUCCGCCCAUACGGUAACCAAGGUCACCAUAACAGAAACAACAGAAAUAUGAUGCCUCCUGCCAUGGGUAUGCCAAUGGAUGGUUUGAUGCCAAUGCAGCAAGGCCAGCAAAAUGGUCAGCAACCAAAUGUCCAGCAACAGCAACCAAUGGUUCCACCACCUGUCAACCCACAAGCUAUUGAAGAUAUGAUUAGAAGAGCUCCACCAAGAGUUACCACUGCUUACAUUGGUAACAUUCCUCAUUAUGCAACUGAAGCCGACUUGAUUCCUCUUCUACAAAACUUUGGUUUCAUCUUGGAUUUCACUCACUAUCCUGAAAAGGGAUGUUGUUUCAUUAAGUAUGAUACCCACGAGCAAGCAGCUGUUUGUAUCGUAGCUCUAGCUAACUUCCCAUUCCAAGGCAGAAAUUUGAGAACUGGUUGGGGUAAGGAGAGAACCAACUUCAUGCCACCUCAAGGUGCUCCAGGUCAACAAAUGCCAGUUAUGAUGGAUCCAUCCCAAGCUCCUCCAGCUCCUCAGUAA